Messenger RNA from Rotaria sp. Silwood1, 2170 nucleotides. The record is from the annotation of a GenBank genome assembly. Lineage: Eukaryota; Metazoa; Rotifera; Eurotatoria; Philodinida; Philodinidae.
AUGCCUAAAAGACGAAGAAGUCUUAAACGAGCACAGUCUCAGACUGCUAUAUCGGCUCGAUGGUGUGAAAAAAAGGAUUUUCAUUCAAAGGAAGUGUUUUCUGAUGAUGACUUUGGUGAUGAAAAUAACGCAAAGUGGUGUGAAAAUGGUGGUGAAGUUUUCAACAAUCAACAUGAUUUUCUUGAAAAACUGGAUUUACCCAGUAUUGGCGAUCUUUUUGGUCUCUGCAAGAACGAAUGUGGAUCCAGAAAGCUUACUACAUUACUAUAUAUAAUUCUUCGUUUUUUAGGACAUCAGUGGCGAAAUAUUGACGAUAUUUUUCGGCAAAUUGGUGCCUAUCGAUGUGAAACAGCACACAAGUGGGCGGAAAUAUUUUUAUCUGGAGACUUUGAAACAUUCAUUGACGAUGAUCGUGGUGGAAAAACAAGUGAUUCCUUCUACGACACUUUUCCUGAACUAGAAGUAGAGGCAAAAUCGUUCGUUGCUGAUGCCUGUGGCCGAAAAUCAGCUGAUUUUACUGUUUCAGAUUUGGCAAAAUUUAUCGACAACAGAUAUUACGAAAUCACUCAAACGUCAAAAACUGAAGAUCAAUUAAUACGCUCAGAAACGAGCUGUAGAGUUGAUUUAAGAAGAUGGGGCGCAAAAUUUGACAAGAACAAUCAAAGACCUUACUUCGAAGGUCAUGAAAGACCAGAUGUUGUUGUUCAUAGAGAGCAGUUUAUUUCAUAUUUUCUUAAACGCAAAGAUCAUUACUAUACAAUUCAGGAUGACGAUAUGGCUACAUGGCAAACACCAACUAAGAAACCAUGUAUUCUAAUCUUUCAUGACGAAUCAACUUUUCGCAGCGGCGAUGUUUCACAUAAAAGAUGGAUUAUAAAUGAACAGGCUUCAUUCUUUAGUAAAGGAAAAGGUCGUAGUCGUAUGAUCUCGGAUUUUCUUGUUUGUCAUCCGUCUGGUCCAUUUUUUUCCUUAUCAGAAUCUGAAUUCGAAGAGGCUUCGAAAGCAUAUCCAAAUUUGUUAGCAGACGGUGUUGUUCCUUACACACAAUAUUCCGCAACUUCCGCUAUCAACCUUGGAUAUGAUAUGUACUUCGAUAACGAGACAAUACUCAAUCAGUUCGAACGACUGUUCCAGUUACUGCCUUUCAAGACAGAAUACAAAGGACAUGACUUUGAAAUCAUUGUUGAUAAUGCUCGGACGCACUCUGCAAAGCAAUUCAGCUUACAUGAUUUUGGCAAAACGAUAGGCACUAGAUGUCCGGUAGACACAAUAGAAUAUCUUGAUCAUGAUGGGCAAACUAAACGACUAUCUUGCUUUUUCACUAAUGGUGAACAUAAUGGAAAGUCUAAAGGCUUGCUAAUAUUGGCGAAAGAGCUUAAUUUUAAUGUGGAUGAUAAAAUAAAACUUGAAGGUCUUCGUCGGCUUUUAUCCAAUCAUCCAGCAUUUAAAAAUAUUAGCCGGCUUGAAAAGCUUGCUGUAAAAUAUCAAAUGAAAAUCAUUUUCAAUCCGAAAUAUCAUUGUGAGCUUAACCCUAUUGAGGGACUUUGGUGCUCAAUGAAACGCUUUGUUCGACAAAAAAGUGAUCAAACUUUUCCAACUAUGCUUCGACUUAUUCUUGAUUCUAGAGUAUACUUCUUUCAGAAAAAUCUUCAAAAUAAACUUUUUCGACGAUUUUGGAGAACUCUGGAUGCCUAUAAUAAAGGUAAGACCUAUAGUGAAGUAUUACAACUUUUAUUUAGUGGAUCAUGUAAAUACGAUGUUGCAUCUCACCGAAAAAUAACCAAUUCUAAUCUUGAAUACUAAAUUGUUUUCUUUUUCUUCGCUGGAAAUAUUGUUUUUCUUUUUCUAAAAUCAAUAAAUUUGAAAAUCUAAAAUUUCAAUGUAUUGUCCCACUCGUUUCGGUAUCCGAAUCAUUUUUUCUCGACGUGCCUUAACGUUUGACGAUGAUCAUCUUCUUUUUCCUUUUUUUUCUGACGAAAAUACUCAGCCAAUGUCAUGAAAUUAAUAAGCAACCAUGGCAUGAUAUGCAACUUGAACUACAAAAUGACGCCUCAUAACCUCUUAUUUAGUCUCGAUUGAUUUUUUAUCAUGAAAUAAUGCAUGAUAAACAUAACUGUACUCAUAAACUCUUGAAAAACCGGUUUUUGACCAAUGGUUUUCCAGAGACCCC